AUGUCUUAUCUCACAACGAAACCUGGCGUUUAUCUGUCUAAGACCUAUUAUUAUGGCAGCGUUGGGGUGUUUAUUGUUCGCUGCUUGUGUAUAGUAGUGGUGCUGUUGGUUAGUGUUGGCGGAAUAUACUAUGAUGAUGACGAUGGCGAUAGUAGCUGUAGUGAAGUUAGUGGAAUAACUGGAAUUAGCGGUGGUUUUGAGUAUUGUGGGCUUAGUAAUGUAACUAAAGAAAGCGACUUGGAUUGGAAUAAUCCUAGUCAAAUAGUCGCGUUUUUAAGAACACAUGGCUUUGAAUUUAUUGGCUCUACAGACAUUAACAUUACACCUUAUACUCCUGCUCAAUCUAAUAAGCCUAUUCCUACUCCCUUAUGUGGUCCGUCUGAGCCACUUGCUAAUAUUCCCAGUUACAUAAUAACCUGCUCUGGAGACGAAGUUAUCUUUAGACUACUGGUGUAUCAAGAACUUAGUGAGAUUUGGCUGGGUUUGGCUGUUUUAAGAAAGAUUGCAGCUAUUAGAGUUGAUAGCGUUUAUAUUGAUUGUAACUGGAAUCUUUCAAAUCGAUAUUGGGAGAGUCUGCAGAUUGCCUCUCGAGUUGUUAAUAUGUUUGAUUGCGAUAAAAUAUACAUGGUCUUGAGUUCUAACCGCAUAACUGGCCCAGGUCGUGGCCCUCUCAAUUUCACAGAAUGGCACCAAGAAGCCUGGAAUGCCCUGGAACAUGCCUCUUCUCAAGCAGACCGUAGUCCUCACUUUCUUUUGGAAUUGGCGAGAUGGCUGCCGGGAUUUACAUAUACGAAGUUUCUUAUCUUGCGGCCAAUUGAUAGUAUUCUUGUUGUGGGCUCGGCAGUCACAAGCUUUAGUAAUACUGCCUACUUGCCGUUUGCGGAUAAAUAUACUAUUGUGUUUCAACACUUGCCCCGAACUGCUAUAAUCGACUUUAAAACCCUUCAGGCGUCGCCUUCCCAGUGCACGUGUAUCACUAUUUGCGGCCAGCCUGGUCGCAGCCUGGAAAUAACGGGUCUUACGAAGGCGGUUGGUAAACGCCAAUCAAUUACUCUGGAUGGAAGUUGGAUGGCUUAUUGCAUGCUGAUCAAAAACCCCAAUACUAACAUUCACGUUCAUACACUGUUGGGUAUUAAUGUUGUCCCGGAUGCCACUCGGAUGCUUCAGGACGUGCAGAGGUAUCCAAAACAUUCCGAUCCCCGAAUCUUUGCCACCAAUGCUACUGCCAAAAUAUCUACGAAAACGGAGUGUAAUUCCCAUGAUUACUACAGCAAACUGUACACCCCAAAGAUCUUGGCCAAGUAUGGCUUCUCCAUUGGUAAAGUAGAACUUGUCUAUGAAGAGAACCGUUCUGACCUAUACCAAACCCUCGAUCUGUUUACCAAGCUUGGCGCCAUAUCAAAAGUUCCAGAAGAUGUUUGCCAGAAGAAAGUUAUCUGUUGUGGCAACGCACUUAGCAACCCCGAGUGGAUACUUGAAGAACCGGUUAAAGCCUGGCCCACGCCCAAAGAAUUCGAGUCUCAAAUUGCGGAGUACAAAUCCACGGUUGGCUUGAGCUUCUGUCAGAAUAUACACUAUAGAUGCAUCGAGAUUACUGGUGAGUACAUUCCACGGAGCGGGGUCGCGUACAAUUAUAACUGCAUUAUGUUUCUAGAGCUCUUUCAAAACAUCAAUGUUGAUGAAUUGAGAAUCGCUGAUAUCUACGAUACAACGUACAAUAUGUCCACUAACUUUGUGAUAGAUGUUUUACGGCUGCAAGUCAGAAAAUCAACUAAGUACAAUCUUCAUGUCAAAACCUUGGUGUUGGACAAUGUUGACGUGUUCUUUAUCUACUGGUUCUUCGGGAGAUACGACUUUACUUGCCCGGCCGAGGUAUACCUUGUAAACCAGCGAUUCGUUGAUUUUGCCAUUGUUCAAAUCCUUGCUCUUCCUAGCGCUCGUAAUAUCACUGCCCUCAUUAUUAAUGACUUCUUAGAUCUAUAUGAAAUCAAACGGUUCUUUAAGGAUGAAAAGUCCGAGAAUAACGAGGAAGGUGAAGAGAUCGAUAGCUUCUCACUCUUUGAUUAUGUGCAGAACAAUAACAAACACGACAACCUCGACAAGGCACUUGUUGCUAGUGGAUAUAUCAGCAGCUUCGAUGACAAACCCGUUGAGAGCCUUAAUCUAGACAAACUAUAUCUGCAACUGGAAACCUUUGACUUUGAUCUGUAUAGCGAAGUUUUGUCUAAACUAAAGAAUCUUGGCAUUCUUCCCUUAUCUAUUUCCUUUGAUGACUACAUUGCAGCCGACCCAAUCUGGCUCAACACCAAUCCAUGUCUAACCAAAAAAGGACUAACUCUCUAUAACACUACUUUGGCUGCCUUAGAAGCCGACUUCGCCAACUGGCAAGCUCAAAGUGCUACUAAUCCCCGAACCAGCCCCAUCCAACCGUUACCGGACUCUCCCAAUCAAAGACAACCAACCGAAAAUCUGUUCUUGUGCUUUUGCAAUAACCAGCCACUGACUGAAGCGGGUUUGGCCACUGUUUUUCGAUGGGUCGGCUGUCACUUUAAGACUAUAAGGAGCGUGCAACUAGUAAAUGUUGAUCUCUCAGCGAGCGAGCGACAGAAGCUAGCCUCGCGUGAUUAUUUUGUCAUGGAUCUAGAGCUUCUAACGAGUAUUCAAAUUCACGAUGCUAAUCCGAACAAUCCACCUAUCAAACUGCCUAUUCGGCUGUAUCGUCAUAACUUCUUGGCCAAUAUAUCUAGCACAACUUUGCAAUUCAUAUCAGUGCCAACCUCAAUGCUAACCCGGCUUGCCGCACAACCCGAACAGCUUAAGCAUCUUAUUCCCAGCCAUUUCGGCCACAAACCCUCCCUAGAAAUGGUUCUAGAUCACCUGCAAAACACCAUUCCAUGGUCUACUUGUUCACAAUGCUUACGAACUCUCUAUAUCCCAACUGCAGCAGUAGAAGAAAUAGAUUCGGAUUCUGAGGACGAGAUUAAUGAUCUACUUCCUUUGAACUUCGCCGUACUCUCUUUUUUCACCUGUGGGCAUUCAGUUUGUGAGAUUUGCCUAACUAAGAAUUAUCGCCAGGAAUACACAAUGUGCUUAAAAUGCGGGCAGAGCAAUAUAUGUACUGGCACUCACCGGCUGUUAAGUCUUCCCCUAUCUAAUUUUGUCUUGGUUAAAGACAGCAUCAAUAGCCACCCAAAAGAUCUUGAAUGGCUUAAGCCGCUGGCUUUAAAUGAUAAACAAGUAUACUUCCACAUAUCCCAUCAAUACAUUCCUGAUCUGCUCGGCUCGGUCAUCAAAGACAUAGCUUGUGCUGAUUCUCAUUUCAUUCAUGUUAUCUAA
This is a messenger RNA of Nematocida homosporus, 3336 nucleotides long. RefSeq lists its product as uncharacterized. NCBI's taxonomy places the organism in Eukaryota, Fungi, Microsporidia. Bases 1 to 3336 code for a protein of 1111 amino acids. The transcript has a single exon. The record is from RefSeq and is a predicted model, not a curated record.